Molecule: messenger RNA, 1004 nt
Organism: Manduca sexta (tobacco hornworm)
Lineage: Eukaryota; Metazoa; Arthropoda; Insecta; Lepidoptera; Sphingidae
Exons: 3
Coding region: 42-395 (117 amino acids)
Source: RefSeq, a predicted model, not a curated record
GACUGGUUGCAGAUGGAUGGUUCCUUCAGUUUAUUUCCAAAAUGCACUCGAGUGUUGUUAUUUUCAUGGUAAUUUUGUCUCACGCACUGAGCAGUCCUAUACCCUAUUUCGACUCAGAUCCUCUAUCCCCACUCACGGUGGUAUCUGACCUAAACUCGCGUCUGGUGUCGCACUCCAAGCGGCUGCAAGGUCAGGAUGCUCGGUUGCCUUUGCCCACGCCCCAGGACUUGGAAGCCAUCAAGAAAGUCGCUCAGAUCCUCGUAACCUUGGGACAACAGGUCAUACCAGCAAUAAUAGGCGAGCCCCAGACAAGCACGCCGACAAUGGUGAUAGAUGCGUCCAAUGAUCCCGUCAACGAGAAGACAGCUUUAAACAACAUAAUGACUACCAUAUAACUUAACCAGGAUGUUUUAAGUUUUAAUGUAAAUAGAGCUUUGCGAAAUUAUUUGACAUUAAUCGAAUAGUGUAGCAAUGUUAUCGUAUGAUCCCAGGUUCUAUAUCGUUAUUCGAAUAAAGAAAUGAACAAUCACAUUUUGGAAUUAAAAUAAGUUGGGUGAACAGUAAAGUUGCUACACUUCUAUAUUUACGGAUGCAAACGAGAUUUAAUGCUACGUUAAAAUGGCUGGGAUGUAAUACUAUAGAAGUUAUACCAUGCGUAGAAUUUGGCAGAAAACCAACCACUUCUUCUAACCUUGUUUCUUUCCCUAAAUUGACAAAGUUACACUCGAUUCACGUAUUCCGAACGUUGUUUAAUGUUGCUGUCGUUUUAAGAUAGUGAUCCAUAGCCUGUUACCCACUGUUAUUAAUUAAAGUGACUAAGGUUUCAUGAAGCUCUGUUUAUUAAUUAUUUACUGAAUAUUAUGGCUAUCUGCUUCAACGAUGAUUCAAGAUAGAUAUUAAACUCCAGAAUUAAGGCUCAUUAGAUGUGACUUUUAUAUGUUAGGAUCAGAUAAUUAUUUUAUAGUGUGUGGGAAAUAUAAAUAAAUAUAAUGGUUGCAAUUUAA